GCUCACACGGUAAUACAGCUGGCAUCUGUGUACUGAUGCGGUUGGGCUGGAGGUUGAAACUUGAAAGAAGCAAUUAAAGAAGAAUGAUUGGACUCAUCCUCCCAAUUGGCCCCGCCAGUCUACUGGUCUGGACCCAGGUAAUGUUUGGUGUUGAAAUGGUUAUAAUGAUAAUUAUCAAAUUAAUUAAGGCCAUAUUUUAUUAAUUAUGAAAUAAUAUAUUUUAUCAAACCAUCCAAUUCUAAUACUUAAUUGUGUUAAUCAAUAUAAUAUUAUCAUUACAUGAGAAAAGUCUCCUCUAAUGCAUCCAUCCAUAAUACAUGUAAUGAAUAAAAUAUAAUAAUUCAACUCAUAAUUAUCCCUUAUGCAACUAAUAUAAUUAUCUUACAAUAAGUAAAAGUAGCCACAUAACCAAAAAAUAUUUACCAAUGAUCUGGGGUAAUGAAUUAGGCGUGUUUGUGCGAAUUGCCUUAGCUUUCAGGUUUUUCAUUCAACAUAUAUAUAUAUAUAUGUAUUGUUUUCCACACUUUACAAGAACAAAUAUAAAAGUAACAAUUAUGAGCUUUAUUUUUAUGCAUUCAACUUUGAGUAACAUUUUACUCUUGAAUUGUUCUAGAGAGUAUUAAGUAUGUGUUAUAUAAUAUAUUUGAUACACAGAUAAUUUUCUAAAUUGGUUUGAUUGGUAAGUAGUGUCUGAAACCAAACCAAACCACCUAAACCAAACAAGUUAUAAAAUUUAACCAAAGCAAACCUAUUAUCCAAAUUAAUCAAAUUAUCCAAAUACUGUUGGUUAAAAUGGUUACCACGGUAACCAAUCUGUUUGAACACCCCUACUCUUUUCAUCCCUUAGGGUAAUGAACUGUUUAGUUAUUAGCUGCUUUUUGAAGUUGGAGAACCGCAAUGGGUUGGGUAAUAAAUAAGGUUGUCAAUCCGGUUUAGCUUGUUGGCCCGUUGGGGCAAGUGGGUUGAGAGGAAUUUAGCUCGGUUUAGCCCAAAUAUAUCAAAGUCAUUAUAUUGUUCAUAGAUUUGUAAAUUAUAUCAAAUCUCAUCCAACAUAUGGGUAAUAACAUAUAACAUUAUAUCAAACUAAUAGUUCGUACUUAGAUCCAAAAUAUAGUAAAAAUUUAAAUACACACAAAUAACACCAUUAUUGAAAUGUUCAAUUUAGAACUCCAAAGAUAGCGUUAAGCGAAGGGAACCUCCGCAAAGAGGUGCAUUUCACAAAACAAAGAAAAACGAUGUUGUGUGACCUCCAACCCGAGAAUCUUACUGGGGUCGACCCUCGGAUGUGUGGUGGCCAUUUUUCUCACAGGGUUAGGAUCAAUCCGGGUCAACCCACGGGAUGACAACUUUGCUAAUAAACUAAUAGUACAAGUUGAUAAUACAAAUCAUGAGAAAAUAUUGAGCAAAAUACACUUUGAUAGUCAUAACUUUACACUUUGUGACAAUAAUAGCCAAAUUUUGAAAAAUACACUAAAAUAGCCAUUCCGUCCAUAACUUUUUGAAAAAGUGGCUAUAUGUGUGUAUUUUUCAAAAAUUGGCUAUUAUUGUCACAAACUGGUUAGUUAUGGCUAUCCCCGUGUAUUUUGCCAAAAUGUUGGACCAAAACAGUUUACUAUCUCGAUUAAGAUGUUGUAGCACAUAUCAAACAAAUACUCUGGAAAAAAACUAUUCUUUGGCUUAAAUUAUAAAUUCCAACACACGCAUAGUUUUGAUAUCCUCAAUUCAAGCGAAUGACAAAGACACAAAUCGAAGCAACUAAAUUUUCACCACAACUUCAUAAAACAUUAACAUAAUUUGGUAUGAAAAUACAAUCCCUUUUGGCGAAGUGUGAUUGUGAAUGAAGGAGGGAAUGAGAUUUGAAAAUUUAAGGUUGAGACUCAAGUCCUUUUGGGGAGUAGAGAGAGUAGUUGAGUGCAAUGCAGUCAAAAUUGGGAUUUUGAUCGUAGUUGUAGGAUUUGGGAUUUUAUUUAGGGAUUCCGAUCCUGAUUUUACUAUAAAAUCGAUAGACCUUAAAUCGUUUAAAAUUGGGAUUAAAAUCGUAAAAUCAUACAAAAAUCGGGAUUUUGAUCGUAUGAGAACAAAAUAGGUGGUUUGAGCCAAUUUAAAAGAAACAUAACUGUUUCGAUGGAAAGGGCAAUGACGGGAAUCUUCUCAGAUAUUUUUUCUAUUAAAAAAAUAUUUAUAAAUAAUAAAAAUAACCAAAUUAGGGCUCGAUCAAUCUCUUUCCCUUCACCCCAUUUAACUUAUUGGUAAAACAGUUAUCCUAAUUUGGAAGUACGUAAGAAUUAACAUCAUUAUUAAUUAAUUAAUUUACUAAUAAAUAUAUUUGUACCAAGCCACUAUUAUUACUUGUUUUAUUGGAGUUCAAUUAUUUUUAGUUUUAAAUCAUACUUAGUAAACGAUGUCGGAAUAUUACUUUGAGGUAAACUACCUAAACACAACAUGAAAACUAGAGCCAAACCCCAAUGAGCUCUGUCCCUUAUAAAUUAUUUUGAGGUACACAUUAAAUAAAAAUUAAAUAGUAGUGAUUUUGAAACAUUAAUCUUGAGAAUUAUCUUAUGUAAAAAAAAUUCUUGCGAAUUAUCAUUUUAAAUGUUAUGUGUCUCUGUAUUAUUAAUGAUUUACCUUAUCAAUAUUAUUAUAUGUUAUGUUUUAUAUGAUACUUAAAAUCCUACGAUUUUACGAUUCCUAUUUUACCCCACUUUUCGAUUUUACGUAAAAUCACGAUUUUGACUGCUUUGGUUGAGUGGGAUGUUUCACGAAUUGGGGAAUGAGUUGUUCCAAUGUCUGGUCCGAUAGAUAGAUCAGACCAAAAAGCCCAAAAUAUUCUUAAUACUCUACUGUUCGAAUCAAACUGUGCUAUCCAAUUUGGUUCAUAAUUUUUCUAACAUUAUAGUCUACUAGCGUGGGCCCCGGCCAGUUGGCCGAAGAAAAGUGAGGUAUGUAAUUUGAGAAUGUAAUGGGGUGUAUAACUUAUUGCUGUAUAGUUUUUUUUUGGGAAACACGUGAUAAAGAUAGUGAAAUUUAACAGGAAAGAGGCAUGAAUGAUGCAAUGAAUAAAAAAUCAGUCUUAUGAACCAAGUUCGAGUACCUGUUAGUGUUACCUUGUCAAACAAUAUUAUUUCUGGUAAUAUGAUGAGGUGGAGUAAGUUUUAUAGAAACCGAAUUCCAGAAAACCGAAUAAAAAUUAACUAUCUGUCGGUCUUCGGGAAAUGAGCAUCUCACAAUCGUUGCUAGCUUUUAAUUUUCUUUAAGAACUUCAUCUUGUCGUCAUUGUGCUUUCUGGUUUUUGCCAGACCAUGAUAAAAUCUAAAGAAAUAAAAAAACGAACAACAUGAUUUGGGAUAGGAACCGCCAUUCCCGUAUCCCUAGAAAAUGGUGGUAAACACAGACUCAGCUGCCGAACUGGUUUGGAUUGAGAUUUUUAUUUGGUGUCAGGGAACCAUGUGAUUAUAAAUUAGGCUUGAUCAAAAUGUGCAAAAACUUGAAAUUCAGCCUGUUUGACCGACCCAUGCCAAACUCAAAUUAUUCUUUACUUUCAAACUUUCUAUUUGAAAAAAAAUAGUGAAAGAAAAGAGAUGACUGCAAUUCGCCAUUUGCACAUCACUGCUUCGGGAACAAAACCAUAGAAAUUCGAAAGGAAACUGAAAAUGUUUCGGAUAGUUUUAAUGUUAAAAAUAACCAAAUAGAUCUUUUUGUUUAGUUUUUUACUAACAAAUACCAGACGAUUUCCCAUAAAAUAAACUAUAAUUUAAUCAUUAUUAUAUCAAAUAAUUACAUUAUAUAUAUUUGAAAUGAUAAAAAUUGGACUAAUUGGGUUGGUCGAGGUUGAACCAUUUAAAAACUUUAAAAUACAUUAUAUUUUAGCCACUAAGAUAUAAAAUAAUAGCAUAAUAUAUGUUAUGCUAGAAAAAAUAGCUUGUUUUCGGAUGACAAACCCAUGAUGUUCAUUUGUUUUACUUUAUAGCCAAAUCCGGUAUAGGUCAGGCCCAUUCAACUAUUUUAUUUUAUAGUUAGCGGUUAGCCCAUUAUAAUCCAUGCAUUAGUUUAUUGUUAAAUCCUUUUCUUUUUAGCAAUAAAAAAUGAGUAUUGUUUUUGCCCUUUCAUAUAUAUCUUACCAACACCGAGAAAUAAAAGAGCUUAAAGAAACCUGUUCUGUUUUUGUGGGUGCAACAAUUCCUGGGCCCGUUUAAGUCCGCAAGAGUACGGUAAGUUGACCCGUUUCACAGAGGAAAGAGAAAAAUAUUUUUCACUCUUUAUUCUACCCUUUCUACAAAUGCUGCUGAAGCAGGAAAAAUAUUUUUUUUCCUUCAUUCUAUUCAUUCUAUUAUAUUAUGUGUAGAUUUUUCCAAAGAUAAUAGAUGGAGGCAUGGAGCAACAAUAAGGCCCUUCAUUUUCUCCACUGAAUUUCCAAAGAGGUAUUUUUGUGACAUAUUUAUGAAUGGAAUUUAAGAGGAAGGAAAGGAAAGGCCAUCUUGCAAUUCCACAGAAAGUCUCCAAAUUAAAAUUCCACAUGAAGGAAACAUUUGAUGGGAAGUGGUAGUAGGAGAGUAGUGUUAUUAGUCUUGGAACUAACUAAUGAAAGGGACAAGACGGCACCGGGCAGUCUGGCGUAUGUCACGUUCUUUUAACAAAUGAUAUGUGUUCGUCCUAAUGAGAUUAUGAGAAUCGUCCUACAAACAGAAGCACUUGUGAAGGAAUGAGAAAUUUAGAUUAAUUAACAUAACAAAUCGUUAAAUUAUUAUAAUUAAGGAGGACAAUCAGACCAGAAUUCCUGACUUGCUCCUCUCUACUUUAGAGAAUUAGAUUUGUUAUUAAUUAAUUAAUUCCUGACUCCUUCCUUCCUUCCCCAGGUCUUUGUCUCAUCUCUCAUGCACGACGGACUGUCUGGUUUUGUCGUGUGGUGCGUCUGUCUCUCUCUAGUACUGUAAUAAUAUUAAGCAGCAGAUCCAAGAGAGAGAAUGUACCUACCAGAUUUCACGCACCCACCAACACCACCAUAGCCAGUGAGAAAAAGGUGUACAUACUAUACAAGAAGGAAGAGCAAGGACGAAGUUGCAUUGUUGCUUCCUUCCCCCUUUCCCACCGCACCAUUUCCAUUGCAGCUUCUCAAACUCUAGCAGCAGCAGCAUUCAUUCUUCUGUUCUCGUGCCUGCUUUCUCUAGAUCUCCCCCUUUGCUCUCUCUGUAAGGGUAUAUGGUUAAUUUUGGUUUCUCAAGCAUUGAUGUGCUCUGUUUUCCUCUCCCUUUCUUACUGAUUCGUCCUUUUCCUUGUCAUCUAGCUUUGCAUAUUCAUCCAAUGCGAGCAGUGUCUUCUGCUUCUUCAGCCAUACUGCCGCUCUGAACUGAACUGGGCAAGACCCAUUUCAUUUCACCCAGUUUUGGUUUCUGGGUCGGCUCACUAAUUAGUGGCGGUUAUGGAGGAAAGCUUCGUACCAUUCCGCGGGAUCAAGAACGACCUCCAGGGAAGAUUGGCUUUCUACAAGAAGGAUUGGACGGGUGGUUUCAGCGCUGGGCUAAGUAUUUUGGCACCAACUACCUACAUAUUCUUCGCCUCUGCAAUCCCAGUGAUUUCCUUUGGAGAACAAUUGGAAAGGGAGACAGAUGGGGCUCUCACGGCAGUUCAGACAUUGGCUUCCACUGCAUUGUGUGGAAUCAUUCACUCCAUCAUAGGAGGUCAGCCAUUGUUGAUCCUUGGAGUGGCAGAACCCACUGUGAUCAUGUACACUUUCAUGUUCAAUUUCGCCAACAGCAGACCUGAAUUGGGAUCAAAGCUCUUCCUAGCUUGGACCAGCUGGGUGUGCGUAUGGACUGCUCUCUUGCUCUUCCUUCUCUCUGUGUUAGGAGCAUGCUCCAUUAUCAACCGGUUUACCCGUCUCGCUGGGGAGUUGUUUGGCCUUCUCAUUGCCAUGCUUUUCAUGCAGCAGGCUAUCAAAGGACUCAUUGAUGAGUUUCGGAUACCGGAAAGAGAGGACCCGAAUGCAGUCGAGUUUCAACUAUCAUGGAGAUUUGCAAAUGGAAUGUUUGCCCUGGUCCUUUCAUUUGGCCUUCUGCUGACUGCCUUGAAAAGCAGAAAAGCAAGGUCUUGGCGAUAUGGUUCAGGCUGGGUGAGGGGCUUCCUAGCAGAUUAUGGUGUACCAUUAAUGGUCUUGGUAUGGACUGGACUUUCCUACAUACCAACUGGAACUGCUCCGGCAGGUAUCCCAAGACGCCUCUUCAGUCCAAACCCGUGGUCAGCUGGUGCCUACAAGAACUGGACUGUGAUAAAGGAAAUGCUCGAUGUCCCAGUUUUGUACAUAGUGGGAGCUUUCAUACCAUCAACAAUGAUAGCGGUGCUAUAUUACUUUGAUCAUAGUGUGGCAUCUCAGCUAGCUCAGCAGAAAGAGUUCAACUUGAGGAAACCACCCUCUUUCCACUAUGACUUGCUUCUUCUUGGUUUCAUGGUCAUCUUGUGUGGACUCCUUGGAAUCCCUCCAGCGAAUGGCGUCAUCCCUCAAUCGCCAAUGCACACCAGGACUCUGGCUACUUUAAAACAUCAGUUGCUUCGUAGAAAACUCUUGGCCGCAGCACGCAAGCGCAUGAGUGAGAAUGCAAGUUUGGGGCAAGUUUAUGCAAGCAUGAAAGAGGCCUAUCAACAGGCUCAAAGCCCACCGAACCUCCCGGGAUCUUCUGCUCCUGGUCUGAAGGAACUGAAAGACUCGCCGCUCCAGAUGGCUGCAAGACUGGGAAGCUUCAAUGCCCCAGUUGACACUACAGUAUUCGACAUUGAGAAGGAGAUUGACAACCUCUUACCCGUCGAGGUGAAAGAACAACGGCUAAGCAACUUGCUUCAGGCUGUAAUGGUGGGAUUAUGCAUUGGUGCCAUGCCUUUGAUUAAAAAGAUCCCGACUUCAGUCCUUUGGGGCUACUUCGCAUUCAUGGCCGUCGAAAGCUUGCCAGGGAACCAGUUCUGGGAAAGGAUCUUGCUCCUCUUCACUGCUCCUAGCAGGAGAUACAAAGUGCUGGAAGAUUACCAUGCCACAUUCCUGGAAACCGUCCCUUUCAAGACCAUCGCAAUGUUCACAUUGUUCCAAGCUGGUUACUUGCUGGUGUGCUUUAGUAUCACAUGGAUCCCGAUAGCUGGAGUGCUCUUCCCUCUGAUGAUCAUGCUUCUGGUCCCUGUGAGGCAAUACAUGCUGCCCCAGUUCUUCAAAGGAGCACACCUUCAAGAUCUGGAUGCUGCGGAGUAUGAAGAGAUUCCAGCAAUGCCAUUCAACUCAACCACUGACAUAGAGAUGUUGAGCAGGGGAGCUUCCUUUGCUGACGAUGGAGAGAUGUUAGAUGGGAUAUUUACUAGGAGUAGAGGGGAGAUUAAACGAGCGUGCAGUGGACCUAUAUUGGCGUCUGAAGAGUUGAGGACCGUUGAGAGUCCUCUCGUUGCAGACAGGGGAGGAAAUAUAACUCGUUUCAGAGGAGAUCUGAGCCCUCGCCAAGCAAGUAAAGGACCUUUUACUUCAAAACCUUCUCAUUUGGGGAAAACCGGGUAGAAAUGAAGGUGUAAAGGAUUCACUUCCUACUGACGAAAAACAGAAAAGCUGAGUACAUAGAUUAGUGCUGAUGCUGAAGAAUUUUGUAAAGGAGCAUAAGCAAAAUGUAAAAUGCUCCUCAUUCGUUGUUUAAUCUUUCGGUUAUUUGGUAGUCUAUCUCUUCUCUAAUGGACACAAAUUCUGUCAUCCACGAUUAAUCUGAUUUCACUUGGUCAACUACCAAGUUUCAAGUUUACACCCUUUGCAUUGAAUUGUAGCUCCAGAAAUCGAAUUUGUUAACGUAACUACAUUCUCAAAGUCGAAGAGAAGCGGACAUAGCUACUGGAAGCAUUUUUGUCAACUUAUACACAACUCUUUCUUGUCAAUUGCAGACAAUACGGAUCGCGUUUGCAACUGGGUAUUCAAACUAACGUAUCCCGAGAAUGCAUGCAUUUCAGAAAAUAAACUGUUUCUUGCACAAAUCUUCCCGAAGUGCCAGUAUUUCAAACGGAAGAAAUUAUGUAUUUCAAAGUUGAGAAUCCUAAUAGACCUUCUAAGAGUUGGUGGUUCCAAGCUAUUCUUAGCAGGAUACAGUUGUCUACAAACUAUACUAAGCUUCUACAGAACAGGACAAGCUCUACAUCACUUAAUACGCCCACCUCUCUGCAAAGGGGAACAAAGGAUGACAAUAGGC
Linum trigynum is the source of this 8198-nucleotide messenger RNA. NCBI's taxonomy places the organism in Eukaryota, Viridiplantae, Streptophyta, Magnoliopsida, Malpighiales, Linaceae. The record is from the annotation of a GenBank genome assembly.